Molecule: messenger RNA, 2820 nt
Organism: Priapulus caudatus
Lineage: Eukaryota; Metazoa; Priapulida; Priapulimorpha; Priapulimorphida; Priapulidae
Product: kinase D-interacting substrate of 220 kDa-like
Exons: 11
Coding region: 222-2771 (849 amino acids)
Source: RefSeq, a predicted model, not a curated record
AGCAGGGCUCACCGUCUCACUCGGACACCUUUUCGUCACUGAAGGACGUCACAAAGGCGAAGAAGAAGCACAAAUGCAAGCAGCGCUCGAACACGGCCGGAUCGUUCCAUUCCUCAACCGGCGGGGGUGUUGGCGGGGGCGGCGGCGGCGGUGGAGGGGGGUUGACGUCGGCUCGGUCUGGGACGUCGUUCGUCGGAAGCAGCAAUCUGUCUCACACACCGAUGUCAUCGUGGGACAUCAGUAAGGUUGUCGGCAACCACGACUACUUCAGUGACAUCAACCCACGCAACAUGCGUCGCCUCAUGAACAUAGUCUACAUCACGGGUCGGCUGCUGCGUGCCUUCAGUAUAGAGUUCCAGUGGCUGAAGCUGGCGUCGUGGGUCUACAUCACUGAACAGUGGCCCUACAGAAUAUCCUGGGUAAUCCUCUACUUUGAGAGGGAAGAGGCAAAUCUGGAAGACAACCUGCCACUGAAGGUCAUCUAUGACAGGAUCAAGGACGACAUUCCGACGAUGAAGGAGGUGGAGCCACUGCUGGAGAUCGACCGCAACCCGCGCAAGUUUGACGUGUUUCUGAGCAGCGGCAGCGUCAGCGUCAAGCUCACCGUCGCAGACAUGCGACUCUUCCUUCUGUUUGCCAUCAACCUUGACCCUUACCUACGCAAGAUCAUUAAAGAGAACAUGCAGGUGCAGGACAACCUGAAGCUGGAGCUGAAUCACUACGGCUAUCCACCGAUGGUCUUCCCUGGUCCGGACUUCACACGUGUGAGAAAAGCCAGCUCCACGCAGCAGCCUAUUGUGCAAUCCCCCGUGAGUUUUGCCAACACCAGGGGGCCCCACCAGCCACAGAUGUUCUCACCGGUGUGUGGGCACCCGGUGACAGGCUACCCCCCGGAGGUGGUGAUGCACAGCAUGACCCCACAGGCAUCCUACGCUCGCAGCAUGGAGAAGCUACCCUUCAAGCUGAUGCCGGAUAAGCGUCUGAGCAGCAUGACCGUGGAGGAGGUGUGUGAAGCCUUCAAGAACGUCGAGGCCGUGUCACAGCCAAACCUACAGAAUUACCUGUCACUCAUAGCUGAUAACAACGUCAACGGCCAGGUGCUGCUCAUGUGUGACCUUGAUGAACUGAAGAAGGUCAUGGGAAUGAACUUUGGUGACUGGGAGAUGUUUCGUCUGCUGGUGCUGACGUUACGGGAGAGAGAGUACCACGCCGGAGAUUGCGCAGACAUCAGCAUAGGCUCUGACACGCCCGUCGACGCGCCGCCCGACAGUCCCCACGUGAAGUUCUACCUCACCGACCGCCCGCAGCCACAUCUGAUGCGACCCGUGCCAAAGUAUCCAACGCUGACAAAACCUGAGCAGCCGGGGGAGCUGAAUACCAUCGUGGAGUUGUCACGGCAACAGGAGGACGUUCCCAUAGUAACGGUGUCGUCGUGUCACACAAUACAGGACUCGGAUGCUGACGAUGAAGAUAACGAUGGCAUGGGGCUUGAUACAGCUAGAUCAAACAUGCUGCGGAAUGACUCCAUGCUACGCCAGGUGGAGCAUGAGAGCAACAUGCUACACACGGUGCUACACAACAGUUGUCUGACAUCGUCGGGAGCUAGCAGCGACAGUGAGGCCGUCGAUGCUGCGUCGCAGGUUACCCCCGACAACGGUAGCCGAUACUCGUCAGACGACGAGGACGACGACGAUCUACACAAGCCUCCUCAUCGCCAUGGCGACCGAUCGACGCCUCGCGACCGAGAGAUGGUGGUGCUGAGCAUGCCGGUUGCCGUUGACGACGACGACGACGACGGUCUCGAGGUGCUGCUAGGUGGCGCUGCAUCGUCAGCUUCGUCCGAGAGCGGCUACCCUGACCGUGACUCCGACGACGACGACGGCGGGGGCAGGGGGCGCCACGCGGCGCGGGAUUACCAGACGGAGGACGACGAUGACACGUCGAGUCUGGACGAAGACGACCUGCUGCUACACCGGCGCCCUCUCAGCCGGCACGACAGUCUCGCCUCGCACAGCGUCGAGAUGCUGCACAAACUCGCCGACAAGGUGAAGCUGUUCGUCGCUGAACACUCACCGCACCACACAGGGGGAGCCACCUUCACGCGAAGCGACUCUCUCAUGGAGGACCUCGAUGAGAGACUGGAGAUGCAGGAGUCAGCGACGCAGGGGCGCGGGGCGGGGGCGGGGACGCCCGCCAGCACCCCGGACACCGCCUCCACGACGCGCACGGCCACGGUGACGCCCGACGCUGGCUCCCUCACCCCCGCCGUGUCCCCAGACUCAUCCUCCGUCCCCCCUGUCGGCUCCCCCCUCUCAUAUACGACCGCCCCUGCCGGGUCCCCCCUCUCGUAUACCACCGCCCCUGCCGGGUCCCCCCUCUCAUAUACGGCCGCCCCUGCUGGGUCCCCCCUCUCGUAUACCACCGCCCCUGCCGGGUCCCCCCUCUUGUACACGACCGCCCCCGCUGGGCCCGCCGACGUGCGGCCACCGUCGGCGAAUGACCCGACCUGCUCGGCAUUCGUCGAGGUGCGACGGUGCGGUGACGCGAAGGUGGCGCCACCUGUCGGUCGCUCGAUGUCGUAUGAGAUGCUGAAGGGCGGGCAGCGCCACCUACGGUGCGUGGAUGGAAGCACGGACAGCCUGUGCGCGACCCACGAACCCGCUCUCAUGUGCGCCCAGGUCGACCCUGUCAGCGGCAGCUUCCACAGCGAGCUGGUUGCCAGGCAACCUGCCGAUGUUGCCCCGGACGCGCUGCAAGGCAGUGUCGUUUAGAAUAGACUGAGAGGUGGUUGUUAGACAACUGCUAUAUAUUGGAGAGAAG